GCUAGCAAGCAUAGGAAGAAAAAGAACUCAAGGGAAAAGAAGCGGAGGGUGCCCUGGGGGUACCCAGGGGGCUUGAAAAUUAAUUUUAAAUAUAUCAAAGCAAAGAAAGGUACCAAAAAAAUCACACAGAAAAAACAACAACAAACAAGCAGCAAAAUCCAAACUCAAGAAAUCACCCGCAUUGUUAAAGGAAUUCGGAAGCCAAGAUGUUGGAUUCCAUCCACCCAGCCCUCCUCGAAAUAGGCAGACAAGUGUUCCCCACACUGCCUUCACUGUCUCAAGAUGAAGUGUCUAAUAUCUGGGCAAAUGUAUCUGAAUUUGUGGAACGGCAGUUAUCUUUGCGCAAGGGGGUCCAGAUUCCAGGAUUUGGAACCUUCACCUUCAUAAGGCAAAGGCUAGAUGUGGGAAACAAUAAGUUUAUUCUACUUCAGAGACCCGUGUUUGUGAUGGCUGAGAAGUUUGCCCAAAUGCAUGGGCUCAGGCAAAACAAAGUAUUUACUCCUGGUGAUAUCCCGGUCGUUCAGCUUAAUUUUGUCAUGAUAUCCUUGGAGGGACCUUUUAACAGGGAUGUGGUGGAAGGAUGUGUGAAGGAAACAUUGCUCUUUUUAUCCCGAUCAAUUUCUAUCAAACAAAAUGUGGAAUUUACAUUCAAAGGAAUAGGAGUCCUCAUGAUUAGAGACAGCAAAGUGAAGAUGAGGUUUUAUAAGGACUUCCUGUGUGCCAUGGAUGGAAGUGGGAAUCUGGUUAAAGCUCUUUCAAAUAGGCCUGGGACAACAGACUCAGUGAUAUCUAACAGAGAGGGCACUUCAGCGCGACCUUGUAGUGUAUUUGCUUUUCCAAGGAUUGAGCCCAAGGAUGGGGAAACCAAACCACCUAUAGAAACCAUCCGAGAAGUUGACUCGCCUGGCCCUGUAGAGCCCAAGAGCAAAGAGCCGGGAGAAAAAGAAGAAGUCAGAGAGAGUAUUUCAGCCAAGAGGCUCCGGGCUAGGCAAGCUAUCUCUCCAGUCAAAGUGACAGGAAUCAACUUGAUAGACAGGGUGGAGAAGAACAAUGGUAUAAAGACUCCGGGUCCUGAAAGAAUAAAAUCGCCAAGUUCUCCAAAACCUUCAGAAGCAGAUCUGAAGCCAAAGACUCCUGUUGUCCCACUUUGCCAGGGCCAUGUGAAAGCUGGACAGGAGAUGUGCUAUGUAUGCUUACAACGAUCCCAGCGGAAUGUACCAGUAUACUACAAUGAAGAGAAGAAAAGGAAGGAAAUAGAAGAUGAUCGGAUCAUACAGCAGUAUCAAGUGCUGAAAGACCAAGAGGCACUCUAUAGACAUCAGGCUAAAAAUAUGGCCAUUAGAGAACAAAAUCAGAAAAAUGCUGCAUAUAAUCUUGGAGUUGCUGAAGCUAUUAGAAGCCACAAGAUUGAGAAACCUGAGUAUUAUAGAUCCUUUAUUUUUGACAAACGACCACAUAGUCCAGAAAUAAAUUCUGCUAAGCAGGAGGAGUAUUCCCAAGGUCUACUGAAACAAAUGGAGAGCAGACGAGAAAAGGAAAUGAAGCAGAAACAGAAUGCUGAGCUAAUGGACCGCCUAGAACAAGUGCAGCUCACAGAAGACCUAGCUGCUCAGCGAUCAAAGUACUUAAAAGAUAGGAUGGAAGAAGCACAAUAUUACAAGAGGGCCUUGGAUGUACAGAUAAAAAACAGGCCACCUCCACUGCCCAUGUAUGAGCCAGAUUCAUCAGAGCCCAUCUUUGGGAAGAUGGACAUGAGCAACCAGCUUAUGUUGGAGAGGAAGCAGCGGGAGCAAAAGUACAUGAAGCACCAGAUGCAGUCGGUCGCAGACCACAAGAGAACAGCAAUCCUACGCCAGCUGGUGGAUCAAAGGCGGGAUGUAGAGAUGUUACAGAAGACCCAGAGAGAGCACUUGGCAGAGCGAAUGGCGGAGCUUGAGAGGGCAAUGAAGAUGAACCAGGGUCUGCAGGAGAACUGGGAGAAGAGUGCAGAGCUGAAGAGGCAUCGGGACAUGGAGGAGAAGAUAUUUAAACGGGCUUCCGACAAGCUGUUCAUCUUGGAUCAGUGCGAAAAGUAUCGACGUUGUUGCCAGUGUAAGAGGCGUCUGAACAACUGUGGGGAAACUAACCUGUGGCCGAUGACCAAACAUUUACAUGGCUCCAGACUGCUGGUUUAAAAAAAAUGUUUGGGCCUGGGUUU
This is a messenger RNA of Gracilinanus agilis (Agile Gracile Mouse Opossum), 2197 nucleotides long. RefSeq names its product coiled-coil domain containing 81 (gene CCDC81). The coding region runs from base 207 to 2174 and encodes 655 amino acids. Lineage: Eukaryota; Metazoa; Chordata; Mammalia; Didelphimorphia; Didelphidae. Gene Ontology annotation, cellular component: centrosome. The record is from RefSeq and is a predicted model, not a curated record. The transcript is spliced from 15 exons.